Messenger RNA from Carya illinoinensis, 729 nucleotides. Its product is annotated as glycine--tRNA ligase, mitochondrial 1-like. Bases 1 to 729 code for a protein of 242 amino acids. Gene Ontology annotation, cellular component: mitochondrion; cytoplasm. Lineage: Eukaryota; Viridiplantae; Streptophyta; Magnoliopsida; Fagales; Juglandaceae. The transcript has 6 exons. Gene Ontology annotation, molecular function: glycine-tRNA ligase activity. Gene Ontology annotation, biological process: mitochondrial glycyl-tRNA aminoacylation. The record is from RefSeq and is a predicted model, not a curated record.
AUGCUUGAGAAAAGUGGUGUCCCUCUUGUGGCUCAGGAAAAAUUCCCAGAACCCAGAGAAGUGGGGAAACUAGUGAUCAAUCCAGUCAAAAAAGAGCUGGGACUUGCAUUCAAGGGGAACCAAAAAAUGGUGGUCGAAGCUUUGGAGGCAAUGAAUGAAAAAGAAGCUUUGGAAAUGAAGGCUGCUUUAGAAUCCAAAGGAGAGAGUGAAUUUCAUGUGGGCACUCUUGGAAAAAACGUUACCAUUAAGAAGAACAUGGUUGCAAUUUCAAAGGAGAUAAAGAAAGAACACCAUAGAGUUUCACACCAUCUGCCGAGUAAAGCUGGGGAUGAACAAUUAAAUGUGUUCCUUUUUCCGCCUCUUGUAGCACCUAUUAAAUGCACGGUUUUCCCACUUGUUCAGCAACAAUAUUAUGAGGAGGUGGCAAAAGUCAUCUCCCAAUCAUUGACUACGGCUGGAAACUCACAUAAGGUUGACAUUACAGGGACUUCAAUCGGUAAACGAUAUGCAAGAACCGAUGAACUUGGUCAUGGUGUACCAUUUGCAAGCACUGUUGAUUCAACAUCCUCCGUGACAAUUCGGGAGAGGGACAGCAAGGAUCAGGUCCGUGUUAGUGUAGAAGAGGCAGCGUCUGUUGUAAAGGAGGUGACCGAUGGACGGAGAACAUGGACAGAUGUUUGGUCUACUUUCCCCCAUCAUUCCUCUGGAUCCGUCGAGGCAGAUGAGUGA